Molecule: messenger RNA, 588 nt
Organism: Anopheles nili
Lineage: Eukaryota; Metazoa; Arthropoda; Insecta; Diptera; Culicidae
Exons: 3
Coding region: 1-588 (195 amino acids)
Source: RefSeq, a predicted model, not a curated record
AUGAAUCAAAACAAAAAGUUAUCGUUUGCAGAAUUUAGCCGAAAGCUAUUAAAAUACACCGCAAAUGGUAUUGAGUGUGCUACACAAGAGAAAGAAAUUGUUUCUUGCUUUGAGCGGAUAAUUACACAACGAGAUGAAUGUCUUACUCGCCUGAUGAAGGAUAAAGAAACUUACUCGUUGUGGUCCGAGGACAUUGAAGAUUUGAAUCAUCAACGAGAGGAAGUGCUUGAGAUGCUUGAAACUGUUGAGAAAAAAUGUAACUUGCUUAAGCUUGAGCAGGCUCCAUUUGAUGCAAAGCCCUUGACCAACGAAACCGUGUCAGAAAACUCGAGUAGCAGUACGGAAGCAAACGCUAGCACAGCUGAGGAGACUGAUGAGCAAUUUCUAAAAAAAAUGCUUCGCAAAUAUUGUAAUCUAUACCUUCAAUUUGAUGAUGAAUCCAACGAGCUACGAGUACUGUCGUUAUCAGAUAACCUUUACUACGAGUUUCCUUUGAACGAAACUGCCAAUGCUGAAUCACGGGAACAGAUUUGGUCUACCUUAGGCGCAUCAAGCUUACAUCUGGACACGUGGGAAAAUCUGUUAUAA